AAAAUAAUCUCGAGCUACAAGCUUUGAUACAGACCAAAAGAAAUUAUGUUCAGUUGAAGGCGUACAUGUUACUGCAUCUGGCUAAUGUACACUUGCUAAAAUCUGAAUUUGACGAUGCCGAAAAAGUUCUUUCCACAUUAAUUAAUUGGACGACGACUCAUUCGAUAUUGCAACACUAUGAAGCGAGCAUUACACUCGCACUUGGUCUACUGAAUCAAAGUGUGGGUAAAGUGAUCGAAGCUAGGAACUAUUAUCGGGCUGUGGAGAAAAUCACUACCAACAAAGAAUUAAUAAUUCUUGCGAAAAUUAAUCGCGUGUUAAUAGAACUUGGAAAUACGAUUGAAACUAUUCUAAACGAAAUUCGUCAAGAAUCACUGGUCGAGAAUGGUAAUGUAAACAGCCUGAAGUCUACGUUCCACAUAUUAGAAGCGUUGGCUAGUAACGACAUAAUUCGAACAAGGGACCACUUAUUCGAGUCUCUAAAACUCUCAACCACAUUAUGUAACGACCAACUAAAAGCAAUAGCACUUGCGGUGCUCGGCACGUUAUUUUACCACACGCAAAACGAACAGGCGGAGAAGAUGUUAAAGGCAGCUUAUCAGUUGAGCAAGGGUGCUCAUAAUGAUUUGUGGUGUCUUGUUGCAGGAGUUUUACUAAAAG
Ambispora leptoticha is the source of this 660-nucleotide messenger RNA. Lineage: Eukaryota; Fungi; Glomeromycota; Glomeromycetes; Archaeosporales; Ambisporaceae. The record is from the annotation of a GenBank genome assembly.